Clavispora lusitaniae ATCC 42720 is the source of this 2478-nucleotide messenger RNA. It is a transcript of the gene CDC48, whose product is annotated as AAA family ATPase. Gene Ontology annotation, biological process: retrograde protein transport, ER to cytosol; autophagosome maturation; mitotic spindle disassembly. The record is from RefSeq and is a predicted model, not a curated record. Gene Ontology annotation, cellular component: VCP-NPL4-UFD1 AAA ATPase complex; nucleus; cytosol. Lineage: Eukaryota; Fungi; Ascomycota; Pichiomycetes; Serinales; Metschnikowiaceae. Gene Ontology annotation, molecular function: polyubiquitin modification-dependent protein binding; ATP hydrolysis activity; ATP binding.
AUGACAGAAGACAAAAAGCCAUUGUUGGAUGCCUCUGGCGCCAGCCACAGUGAAGAUAAAACUGCGACUGCGAUUUUAAGAAGAAAAAAGAAGGACAAUGCCUUGAUUGUCGAUGACGCCACCAAUGACGAUAACUCGGUCAUCACCAUGUCUUCGGCCACAAUGGAACUUUUAGAAUUGUUCAGAGGUGAUACUGUUUUGGUCAAGGGUAAAAAGAGAAAGGACACUGUCUUGAUUGUUUUGGCCGACGACGAUAUGGAACCUGGUGUUGCACGUGUCAAUAGAUGUGUUCGUAACAACUUGAGAGUCAGAUUGGGUGACAUUGUUACAAUCCACCCUUGCCCAGAUAUCAAGUAUGCCAAUAGAAUUUCCGUUUUACCUAUUGCUGACACGGUGGAGGGAAUUACCGGUUCCUUGUUUGAUGUCUACUUGAAGCCAUAUUUCGUCGAGGCGUACAGACCUGUUCGUAAAGGCGAUUUGUUCACUGUGAGAGGCGGAAUGAGACAGGUUGAAUUCAAAGUGGUUGAUGUUGAUCCUGAAGACUACGCCAUUGUCGCACAAGAUACUAUUAUUCACUGUGAGGGUGAACCUAUCAACCGUGAGGAUGAGGAAAACAACUUGAAUGAGGUUGGCUAUGACGACAUUGGUGGUUGCAAGAAGCAGAUGGCUCAAAUUAGAGAAUUAGUUGAGUUGCCUUUGAGACACCCACAAUUGUUCAAGUCCAUUGGUAUCAAGCCACCAAAGGGUAUUUUGAUGUACGGACCUCCUGGUACUGGUAAAACCAUCAUGGCUAGAGCAGUUGCCAACGAAACAGGUGCAUUCUUCUUUUUGAUCAAUGGUCCUGAAAUUAUGUCGAAGAUGGCCGGUGAAUCCGAGUCCAACUUGAGAAAAGCAUUUGAAGAAGCCGAGAAGAACUCCCCUGCUAUUAUCUUCAUUGACGAAAUUGAUUCCAUUGCCCCAAAGAGAGACAAGACGAAUGGUGAAGUUGAAAGAAGAGUGGUUUCCCAGUUGUUGACUUUAAUGGAUGGUAUGAAGGCCAGAUCUAAUGUUGUUGUGAUUGCUGCCACUAACAGACCAAACUCCAUUGACCCAGCCUUGAGAAGAUUCGGCAGAUUCGACAGAGAAGUUGACAUUGGUGUUCCUGAUGCUGCAGGUCGGUUGGAAAUCUUGAAGAUUCACACCAAGAACAUGAAAUUGGCAGGUGACGUCGACUUGGAGGCUAUUGCUUCUGAAACCCACGGUUUCGUUGGUGCUGACGUGGCAUCCUUGUGUUCUGAAGCCGCUAUGCAGCAGAUCCGUGAAAAGAUGGAUCUCAUUGAUUUGGAAGAAGAAACCAUCGACGCCGAGAUUUUGGAUUCUUUGGGCGUUACCAUGGACAACUUCAGAUUUGCUUUGGGUAACUCCAACCCAUCUGCCUUGCGUGAAACUGUUGUUGAAAAUGUCAACGUCACCUGGGAUGACAUUGGUGGAUUGGACGGCAUCAAGAACGAAUUGAAGGAAACUGUUGAAUACCCAGUCUUGCACCCAGAUCAAUACCAGAAGUUUGGCUUGGCUCCUACGAAGGGUGUUUUGUUCUUUGGCCCACCUGGUACAGGUAAAACUUUGUUAGCUAAAGCUGUUGCAACCGAAGUUUCUGCCAACUUCAUUUCUGUUAAAGGCCCAGAAUUGUUGAGUAUGUGGUACGGUGAGUCUGAGUCCAAUAUUCGUGAUAUUUUCGAUAAGGCUAGAGCGGCCGCCCCUACUGUGGUCUUUUUGGAUGAGCUAGACUCUAUUGCUAAGGCAAGAGGUGCUUCCCAAGGUGAUGCUGGUGGUGCUUCUGACAGAGUUGUCAAUCAAUUGUUGACCGAGAUGGACGGUAUGAAUGCAAAGAAGAAUGUGUUCGUCAUUGGUGCGACUAAUAGACCUGACCAAAUUGACCCAGCAUUGUUGAGACCAGGUAGAUUGGAUCAGUUGAUUUACGUCCCAUUGCCAGAUGAGCCAGCGAGAUUGUCCAUUUUGCAAGCUCAGUUGAGAAACACUCCAUUGGAGCCUGGCUUGGACUUGAACGAAAUUGCCAAGAUUACGAAUGGUUUCUCUGGUGCUGAUUUGUCCUACAUUGUGCAAAGAGCUGCUAAGUUCGCGAUCAAGGAUUCCAUUGAAGCACAAAUUAAGCUCUCGAAGGCAAAGGAGCAAGAGGUGAAGCAGGAAUCUUCUGACGACGUCGAAAUGACCGACAAGUCUAAGGCCGAAGAAGAAGAAGAGGAGAUAGAAGACCCUGUUCCUUUCAUCACAAGAGCACAUUUCGAAGAGGCUAUGAAGACUGCUAAGCGUUCUGUUUCUGAUGCAGACUUGCGUCGUUAUGAAGCAUAUGCGCAACAGCUACAAGCUUCCAGGGGCCAAUUUUCCAACUUUAGAUUCGCUGAGAACGCCGGUGCAGGUGCUAACGUUGGUCAGGAUACCCUUGCUCAAGAGGCUGAAGAAGACGACUUAUACAGCUAG